Molecule: messenger RNA, 366 nt
Organism: Ixodes scapularis (black-legged tick)
Lineage: Eukaryota; Metazoa; Arthropoda; Arachnida; Ixodida; Ixodidae
Exons: 4
Coding region: 1-366 (121 amino acids)
Source: RefSeq, a predicted model, not a curated record
AUGUCUGUUCUUCUAGCUUUAGUGCUAGUCUGUGCCAUGGUGGCGGAGGGUCUUCUGGCAAGGCCUUCUGCGGAGUAUGUUGUUUAUCCUAAGCUUCUGGAAGCAAGAGGAUUGAAUGGAGGAAAACUUCUUCACAUCAAAGAGAAACUUACUCUUCGUUUAGAAAAAAGCUCCGUACUCGCUGAAAAUUUCGUAGGAUCGAGCCUUAAUGGCGACAAACAAGUGGAUAGCAUUGUGGAUGGGGGAGAAGUGGAAAAGAACAUUUACCAUGAUAAAAGUCAGAUGGCAGUGCUAUCUGUGACAGAGAAAGACGGCUCUGUGGAAGUGGUUUAUCAACUUCCUAGGCUGACCAAGCAGAUGAACUGA